Molecule: messenger RNA, 955 nt
Organism: Salvia hispanica
Lineage: Eukaryota; Viridiplantae; Streptophyta; Magnoliopsida; Lamiales; Lamiaceae
Source: RefSeq, a predicted model, not a curated record
UUGACUAAUCUCAAAAUCCCAUUACUAGACAAAAAACAACAAUGAUAAAUGACUUUGAAAAUGAUGUAUGUUUCCCUCACAUUACCAACAGUUAACAACCCACCACCACUGACAUUUCACAGACAGAGAUAGAAAUCAAGAUUCAAUCUGAUUUCCAUUCCAAUUUCCAAUCCAUUCACAACCCAUAUUUCUCUUUCUCUCUCUCAUGGGCACAGAAAAUUACAGGAAGAGUGGGCAGAUUCCGGCGUUUGGCGACUGGGAGAAUGCGAGUGAGAUGCCGAUAACGCAGUAUUUCGAGUGCGCGAGGCAGGCGGGGCUGCUCCGCUGCAGCUGCUCCGCCGAAUGCGGCGGCGCUUACGGUGCUAACGCCGCGUAUUGGGGCGGCGGCGGCGGUGUUAAUGCUUAUGGGGUUGGUUAUGAGAAGCCUUUGCCUUUGCCUCGCCGAGUUUAUGCCGAUCCUGAGCGCAAGACAAGAGGAGUGAACAAGGGGUAUCCACAUUCAAAUGAGCAAAUGAAGAAAGUUAAGGUUCGUGACUUGAUGAAUCAACCAAGAUUAAAUCAAGCAGUUCCGCACAAACACUAUCCAAAACAGAAACAGAGUAAUACUACUAAAUCCGGAAACCUUGUACAACAUAGAUCCUCGGUUUCUGCUAAACCCGUGGAUGAGGAUCUAUACAAGAUUCCACCCGAGCUACUCGAAAAUUCUAAAAGAAAAAAAAUGCUGGGAUUCUUCUCCAAAUGCAUGGUUCCUCCAUGUGCUGCAUGAGCCAAGCUUGAGUAGUUUGCAUAGAAUGAUUGAAGCUAUUUUACCGUUGUAAGAUUAUGAAAAGAAUUUACAAUCAAUUUUUCAUCUUCAUUGAUUUUCCCUCCCACGAAUUUAGCUAAAUCGUAGCAAAGAUUAAUAGCUUGGGCCAAUGUAUGUAAACAAGCCUUUCUAGCUAUUUUUGUUUACGCA